Molecule: messenger RNA, 1377 nt
Organism: Didymella exigua CBS 183.55
Lineage: Eukaryota; Fungi; Ascomycota; Dothideomycetes; Pleosporales; Didymellaceae
Exons: 2
Coding region: 255-1181 (308 amino acids)
Biological process (GO): maturation of 5.8S rRNA; regulation of gene expression
Cellular component (GO): exosome (RNase complex); nucleolus
Molecular function (GO): DNA binding; RNA binding
Source: RefSeq, a predicted model, not a curated record
GCAGUCGAGAAUCACGGUGGAGUGGCACUCGAGCGAUGCGCUCAUCGCCGCCGAGGUGAAGCCAAGUUGGCCGGCUGAACCGCGGCCCUUGACUUUUUGUCGCGGCAAAGACUCUCGCCCUUGACACUGCAUCACUGUAUCACUGUAUCACUGCACGAGUGCACCACUUCAUCACUGCACCACUGCACUACUUCCCCACUGCACGACUGCACUACUUCCCCGCUGCACCACUCCCCCACAGCAGUCGCGCAAAAAUGGACCCGCAAAUCGACCUCCCCGACCUAGUCGAAGACCUGCAAGUCAACAUUGACGAGCUGCGCAGCACCCUAUCGCCACUUCUCCCCCCACACACACUCGCCAAAACCAGCGGCUCCCUGCCCGUGCUAGAGAAAGCAAAGCUAUACGUCCUCUUCGCGUACGCGAUCGAGUCGCUCCUCUUCAGCACCCUGCAGGCCUCCGGGAUCGACGCAAAAGCACACGCGAUAUUCCCCGAGCUCGCGCGACUCAAGACGUACUUUGGCAAGAUCAAGGCCGCGGAGGAUUUCCUCGCGGACCGCGCCCAGAAAGAUGCACGGGCGCGUCUGGACGUCGGCGCUGCGCAGCGCUUUAUACGACACGGACUGGGCGGGAAUGAGCGGUACGACGAGAUGCGGCGCGCGCGGAUGGCGGGGGAGAAGGAGCGCGCGCUGCUAAAGGCGAGGGAGCUGGUGAAUAGGACGUUUAGCGAUGGCGAGGGGGAUGCGACGAAGAAGCGCGGUGUGGAGGGGGGGGAGGGGGACAGGACGAACAGCAAGAAGCUCAAGGGCGAGACUGCAGGGGGUGAGGUUGCAGUGGGUGAGGUUGCAGUGGGCGAGACUGCAGAGGGCGAGACUGCAGAGGAUGAGACUGCAGAGGGCGAGGCCGAGCGGGAAGAGCGCGACGACGACGACGACGAGGCCGACGCCGACACACCGCCCCCGGCGCCGAAGCGCGGGAGGAAGGGCGGGAAACCCGCAGUCGACCUCCCGACCUCCGACGCCGCAGCCACCAAGAAGAAGCGCGGCCGGCCGUCCAAGAGCGCAAAACCCGCCGCCGACACAGCCAGCCCCACCGCCCCGCCCCAGCAAGACACACCGGCGCGCGCGACGCGCUCCUCGGCGACGCGGGCGAAAGCGCCAGCCAAAGGAAGGGGGAAGAAGUGAAGCACGCAUCAACACCGCUCGCACACAUCGACACUGCUCGCACGCAUCAACACUGCUCGCACGCAUCAACACCGCUCGCACGCAUCAACACUGCUCGCACGCGGAUGAAGACGAUGACGAAAAAGGAUAGCCAUACUUUGUAGAUAGCUCUAAAUGAUACCCAACCCAGUGUGCCAUGUGCGAAAGGCAAUGGUGC